Molecule: messenger RNA, 2768 nt
Organism: Monodelphis domestica (gray short-tailed opossum)
Lineage: Eukaryota; Metazoa; Chordata; Mammalia; Didelphimorphia; Didelphidae
Source: RefSeq, a predicted model, not a curated record
AAAUAGAAGAUUCCCAUAUCAGGAGGCGAUUGCCUUGUGACAGCUUAGUCCUUCAUCAUGGCUCUUGUUCUCAGGUUGUGCAUCUUCCUGACCCUGCUCUCUGGCUUGGGGACCUCUCACUUUUUGAUAAACCCUCUGAGGAACCUCAGGAAGCGGAGCCUCCCAGAUACGAUUGUCGAUGGCAUUGAGGUAUACAGCACCAAGAUCAACUGCAAAGUGACUUCCCGCUUCGCCCAUAAUGUGGUCACCACAAAGGCUGUCAACCGUGCAGAUACCGCCAAAGAAGUUUUCUUUGAUGUGGAGUUGCCCAAGACAGCUUUCAUCACCAACUUCACCCUGACGAUUGAUGGUGUCACCUAUCCUGGAAACGUGAAGGAAAAAGAAGUUGCCAAAAAGCAGUAUGAGAAAGCUGUGUCCCAGGGCAAGACUGCUGGCUUGGUUAAAGCCUCAGGAAGAAAGCUGGAGAAAUUCACUGUCUCUGUGAAUGUGGCUGCGGGCAGCGAAGUCACCUUUGAGUUGACCUAUGAGGAACUGUUGAAGCUGCACAAGGGAAAAUAUGAGAUGUACAUCAAGGUUCAGCCCAAGCAGCUGGUCAAUAACUUUGAGAUUGUGGCAGACAUCUAUGAGCCCCAAGGGAUCAAAGAGCUGAAUGCUGAUGUUUCAUUUAUCACCAAUGACCUGAUGAAUGUCCUCACAACAUCCUUCUCAGGAAAAAAGGGCCAUGUAUCCUUCAAGCCAACUUUUGAUCAGCAACGCUCAUGUCCAACUUGCUCCACUUCUCUCUUGAAUGGGGACUUCAUAAUAACGUAUGAUGUGAACAGAGAACAGCCUGGGAAUGUUCAGGUUGUCAAUGGCUACUUUGUGCACUUCUUUGCUCCCCAAAACCUCCCUGUAGUGCCCAAGAAUGUGGUCUUUGUCAUAGAUGUCAGUGGGUCCAUGUCUGGUCGAAAGUUGGUCCAGACAAAGGAGGCACUUUUAAAAAUCUUGAGUGAUGUGAAAAAAGAUGAUUUCCUGAAUUUUAUCCUGUUCAGUUCAGAUGUGAGAACUUGGAAGGAAAAUUUGGUCCCAGCCACUCCUGAGAACCUCAAGGCUGCAGAAGAAUUUGUCCACCAAAUUCAAGCCACAGGAGGAACCAACAUCAAUGACGGUCUUCUCAGGGGCAUUGAGAUGGUGAAUAAAGCUCGAGAGAUGGGAACUGUCCUUGACAGAAGUACAUCGAUAAUCAUCAUGCUGACAGAUGGGGAAGCCAAUGUUGGAGAAAGCAGAGUUGAAAAAAUCCAGGAGAAUGUGAGGAAUGCCAUUGGAGGCAAGUAUCCAUUAUAUAACCUUGGCUUCGGCUAUGAUGUCAACUAUAACUUCCUGGAAAGGAUGGCUCUGGAAAAUAAUGGGGUGGCCCGACGAAUCUAUGAGGACUCUGAUGCCAACUUGCAAAUGCAGGGUUUCUAUGAUGAAGUGGCCAAUCCAUUGCUCAUUGAUGUAGACUUGCAGUACCCGCAGAAUGCCAUCAGUGACAUCACUCAGAAUAACUACCGGCAUUUCUACGAAGGCUCUGAGAUUGUGGUGGCUGGGAAAUUGGUGGACUUCGAUACAAACAGCUUCAUUGCUGAUGUGAAGGGACAUGGUGCCUUAAAUGACCUGACCUUUACAGAAGAAGUGGACCUGAAGGAGAUGGAAAAAGCCCUUGAGGAGCAAGAAUACAUCUUCGGAGACUACAUUGAGAGACUCUGGGCCUACCUCACCAUCGAACAACUCCUAGAAAAGCGGAAGAAUGCUCAGGGGGAGGAGAAGGAGAACCUGACAGCUCAAGCUCUGGAUCUGUCUCUAAAGUACCACUUUGUGACACCACUGACAUCCAUGGUGGUCACCAAACCUGAAGACAAUGAAGAAGCAGAGGCCAUUGCAGACAAGCCUGGGGAAGAUGCAACCCAACUCAAUUACCAGCCUCCAUCCACACCCUAUUACUUUGUGGAUGGAGACCCACACUUUAUCAUUGAAGUGCCCCAGAAGGAAGACGCCCUCUGCUUCAACAUUGAUGAGAAGCCGGGGGUGGUGCUGAACCUGAUCCGGGACCCAGACACAGGGAUCACAGUUAAUGGAGAGAUUAUUGGAGAAAAGGAAGCCAGUUCAGAAACAAAGAAUAGAAAGACAUACUUUGGGAAACUUGGGAUCAUUGACCCACGAAUAGACUUGAAGAUCGAAGUGACAACACAGAAGAUCACCCUGUGGAGUGGAGGGAGAGGGAACAGCUUUACCUGGAUGGACUCAGUCAUUAUCACAGAAAAUAGUUUGUCAGUGACCAUCAACAGGAAGAAAAACAUGGUGAUCUCAAUUGGAGAUGGAGUCACCUUUGUGAUUGUCUUACACCCAAUGUGGAAGAAACAGGACUUCCUUGGACUAUACACAGUUGACAGUCACCGGAUGUCAACACAAACACAUGGACUACUGGGACAAUUCUUCCAUCCUUUUGACUUUGAAGUUUUUGAUGUCCGGCCAGGUUCUGACCCCAAGAAGCCUGAUGCUACAAUGAUAGUGAAAAAUAAUAAGCUGAUAGUUACCAGGGGCUCCCAGAAAGACUAUAGGAAGGACUCAAGCCAUGGUUCCAAGGUCUUCUGCUGGUUUGUCCAUGACAAUGGAUCUGGGCUGAUUGAUGGUGUCCACACUGACUAUAUUGUACCUGACCUAUUCUACUCCAGUCCAAGUCACUUCUAAUCAGGCAAACAGACAAAAGACUGGUUUCCAAGAGAGCAAUAAAGAGUGGCUUGAUCUUU